Molecule: messenger RNA, 1296 nt
Organism: Alnus glutinosa
Lineage: Eukaryota; Viridiplantae; Streptophyta; Magnoliopsida; Fagales; Betulaceae
Exons: 6
Coding region: 108-968 (286 amino acids)
Source: RefSeq, a predicted model, not a curated record
UUAAUCCUCCUUUCCUCCCUAAUUUCUCUCUAUCAUCACCCUGUGCUACUCCAUUCUAAUGCUUUCAUAACAAAAUUGCCCGGCCGGUCUCAUCCUUUCGGAGGGUAAUGGCUGCUGCUGUCAAUUUCUCCGGCCAGGCCCCACGGCCACAUAUGUGCUCCAAAGCAGUGGCAAGGCACCCCCCUGGCAUCUUGCCCUGCAAAGAAACUUGUCAACUUAAGAACAACGGCUUGAGAACACUGCAGCAUGGCCUUCAUGUUGGAAGGAAGGCAGAAAGUAGACUGUUCAGUGACCGAUCACCCGUUAUCGUUAUGUCAGCAAAUAGUCAUUCAAUUUUCAAGUCAAAUUCAUCAUCUCCAUCAGACACAAUCAACCAAUUUUACACAAGCAUCAAUGAGAAGAACUUGAAGCAACUAAGUGAAUUCAUAUCAGAAGACUGUUAUAUUGAGGACUGCUCCUUUCCUCAACCAUUCCAUGGAAAAAAGGAUAUUAUGCAUUUUUAUGAACAACUUACUGCAUCCAUGGGUCAGAAUGUGAAGUUCAGCAUUGGACAUGUUUGUGAAGGAGAUGAAUUUACAGCUGGAGUAAAAUGGCACUUGGAAUGGAAACAAACAGAGAUCCCCUUCACCAGAGGCUGCAGCUUCUUUGAGUGCUCAACAGAAGGAGAAAGAAUAACCAUCAAGAAAGCGCAAGUUGUUAUUGAAUCACCAAUCAAACCAGGAAUCUUUGCUCUGAUUCUGUUCAAGACAGUGACAUCACUAUUUGAUGAUUUCCCAAGGAUCACUGAAUGGUUCCUAAAGAGUCCCCAUGUCAUAUUUCAAUUUAUAAUGAAGAUUUACAACAUGCUUGUGGCGCCUUUUUUCAAUCCAAUACUAACAGGCUACAUAAAUAUUGGGAAUGUCAUGACUCGGUUUCUUUUCUUCACAUUUAACAUUCUGCGCUACAUUUCUAAAAUCUUCUUUAAGUAGAGAACAUUGAAAAUAAAAGUUCCAUUUCCCCGUCAAGGCUAGCAGUAAAGGAGUGGCUUCAGAUUACCUGUCAGUCAUCAUUGCCGUCACGACUAGACCACGUAUCAAACAAUGAGAGAGCGACCAAUGGUCCAAGAACAGGUGGCAGUCGCGGUGGCCUGCUUAAGGCAACAAUAGGAUCAUUCUUUUCUUUUGUAACUGGCCCUUCUUCCCCAGGAUUAUUGUUCCCUUGUUUCUUUGGUGUUGAAGUGGCCACAGCACCUGAUUCAAUAACAUAUUAUUGUAAGAUAAAAGGAAAUUUAUUAAUUUAAAAUACAAUUGCAAUCUU